Cydia splendana is the source of this 4267-nucleotide messenger RNA. RefSeq lists its product as uncharacterized. The transcript has a single exon. NCBI's taxonomy places the organism in Eukaryota, Metazoa, Arthropoda, Insecta, Lepidoptera, Tortricidae. The coding region runs from base 78 to 1775 and encodes 565 amino acids. The record is from RefSeq and is a predicted model, not a curated record.
UCAAAGUCCAGUAUUUUGCCUUUACUUAUCCUCAUAGUAAAGUCGUUUACAUCAGAAGUGUUCUUACCUUCGUCCAAAUGGGUAAGCGUAGUAAACGCUCUAAAUCUAAACGGAAGCGGCAACGGUCAAGUUCGAGUUCAUCGAGCGCCAUUAGCGUGUCUACCGAGAGGACUCCGUCAACUCCACCACCAAAGAGAAAUAAGGUAUCACGUAAAGCUGAUACCCAAACAGUGAGUACAAAUAAUGCUCCUACCUUGAAUAAUAUGAUACCAGAGUUUAAUCCACUAAAUGAUGACGUGUGUGCUUGGCUCAAUAUAAUCAUGAACUACGCGCGAACUUUUUCAUGGAAGGAUGAAAUGAUCCGGUUUCAGGCUUUAAACAAAUUAAAAGGUCCCGCGAAAGUAUGGUACGAUUCUCUCUUGCGCACCGAUUGUACUUGGCCCUCGUGGAAAUGGGAGGAUUGGAAUAGAAAGUUAACAUCUAGUUUUCAACGGCGUCGAAACAUGUUUGACUUAUUAAAGGAAAUUGUUGAGAAUAAACCCAACGAUAAUCAAUCUCUUUACGAGUUCUUUUUUGAACAGAAAUGCAAAAUUGAUAGGUUAUCGUUGGGUUUUUCGGAACAAGAUAUAAUCUCUAUUAUUGUGGGUAAUAUAGGAGAUUGCGGUAUAGGAGCAGCGAUCGAAGCUACCAAUUUCGGAACUAGUGACAAUUUAGCAAGUUACUUACAUGGUCGCGUGUAUAAACCAUCGAAGAACGCGAAAAAUGUAGGCGCGAUUUCUCGUGACGUUCCACCAAAAAGUGAAACUCAGUCGUCGACAAGUCAGAACGUUUCUUCAUCUGGGUCUUCAGUUUCACCUAACGUAUCUGAUCGAUCCACCACCGUGCGUAAUAAUAACACGCAGCAACGAAAACAGAUCAAAUGUUAUAACUGUGGCGGUAAUCAUACAAAAGCAAAUUGUGAUGUUGUUGUUAAUAAACUGACAAAUAAAAAGCAAUGCGGUUACUGUAACAAGCAAGGACACUCUGAAUCUGAAUGUUAUCAUAAAAAGAAUGCAGUUAAAAUAGAGAAACAAGAAACAAAAUUCGUGUCUACCCCCAAUCCGCGGAACAAAUUUAUAAAGAAUAUUCGUAUUAACGAUUUUGAACAUGAAGCUUUUGUCGACUCGGGUAGUAGUUGUUCACUCAUCUCUUCAUGUUUGGUUAAAAAACUGGACUUAAAGAAAAUUAAGCUGCCCUUGCCUGUUACAUUGCAUGGCUAUAAAAUGCAAAAUACAGAUACAGUUACGCACAAGAUAACAGUUGAUCUGAAAAUCGAUGCGGUUUGUUUGACUGGAAUAGAUUUUUACAUUAUGGAUGAUUUAGCAGAUUAUGACAUACUGAUUGGUAGGAACGUGACCGAACGCGAUGAUUUAAUGUAUUCGCGAGUAGGGAAUUCAUUGAAGUUCGAUUAUGCGUCUUCAUUUAAGGAGUUCUGUAAUACAGUGACCGAUCUUGAGUUAGAUGCUGAUUCUCACCAGAACGAAUUGAUAGCGCUUUUCAGAAAGUAUGACGGUUGUAUUGCGCCAAACAUUAAAGAUUUAGGUAAAGUCAAUGGUCAUGAAAUGACAAUUAAUGUAACCAGUCCUCAACCAGUUCAAUGCAGACCUUUUAGAGCCUCCAUUCCAGAUCGAAAAAUAAUUCGGGAGAUGGUAAAUGAACUUUUGGAAAAUAAUAUUAUUCGGGAAAGUAAAUCGCCGUAUGCAAGCCCAGCUUUGCUUGUUAACAAGAAAAAUUGAGAAAAAAGGCUCUGCAUUGACUAUCGGGCUUUGAAUAAAAUUACAGUUAAGGACAAGUAUCCCAUGCCACGGAUUGAGGAACUGAUAGACAGACUUCAAGGCCAUAAAUGUUUUACAAGUUUAGACCUGAAAAGCGGAUACUAUCAAAUCGCGAUGAGUGAGGAAUCAAUUCCUAAAAGCGCAUUCGUUACAGAAGACGGGCAUUAUGAGUUUUUAAGACUUCCAUUCGGGCUGGCCAAUGCACCUAGCUGUUUUCAAAGCAUGAUGAAUAAGGUUUUGGGGAAUUUACGGUUCGGAAAUGUUAUUCUUUACUUAGACGACGUUUAUUUAGUAACUGAAACAGUUGAGGAAAAUUUGAAACUUCUAGAGGAGGUUCUAAAAAUAUUUAAAGAAAACGGACUGACUUUAAACCUAAAGAAGUGCCACUUUUUCAAAAAAGAGAUUGAUUUUCUCGGAUAUAAAAUUAAACCAGAUUGCGUUAUGCCAAAUGAGAAGAAGUUAGAAGCUGUACACAAAUUUGCCGUUCCUAAAACCGUCCAUCAACUGCGGCAAUUUCUCGGCUUGAUAAAUUAUUUCAGGAAAUUCAUUAAAGACUGUGCUUUAAUAUCUGCCCCAUUAACUAAAUUAUUGAAAAAUGACACUACUUGGGAGUGGAAGUCAGUUCAUGAUGAGACGUUUCAGUUGCUUAAAAAUAGAUUAACGUCAGAUAGCGUUUUAGCAAUGUUCGACCCUAACAAAGAAAACGUGUUAUAUACAGAUGCGAGUAGAGAUGGCAUCGCGGGAAUACUAAUGCAAGUUACAAACGAAGGUGCAAAACCUGUACAUUUUUAUAGUAGACAGACUACUUUAGAUGAAAAAAAAUUCCAUUCUUUCGAAUUGGAACUUUUGGCGAUCGUUUGUUCCUUGCAAAAAUUCCGGCUAUACCUAUUGGGGUCAACUUUUAGAAUUGUCACCGAUUGCAAUGCAGUUAGAUUCGCCCUGUCAAAAAAAGAGAUAAUUCCCCGGAUUGCCCGUUGGGUGCUAUCCACGCAAGAAUUUUCAUUUGAAAUCAUGCAUCGCGAAGGAACUCGGAUGCAACACGUGGAUGCAUUAAGUCGCAACCCAGUGCUAUCCGGAGAAAAAUCGGAAACUGAGGUCAUUAUGUCUAUAACGGAAUCAGAUUGGUUGCUUUCGGUACAAUUACAGGAUCCAGAAUUACAAAAAAUUAAAAGCAUUAUUGAAUCGGGCGACUUGGCUAGCAAUAAAACAAUUUUUUCCCAAUAUGAAUUACUAGGUGGAAAAGUGUACAGAAGAACUGCCCACGGUCGUCGAUGGGUUGUGCCAAAAAAAUGUAUUUGGCAAAUAAUUAAAUGUAAUCACGACGACCUGGGGCAUUUCUCUCUAGAUAAAACGGUUGAGCGAAUAGGAAAUCAAUAUUGGUUUGCAAGAAUGAGACACGUUGUAAAAAAAUACAUAAAAAACUGCUUAAACUGCAUUUAUUAUAAAAACAAAGGCGGACCUAAAGAAGGAGAAUUAUAUCCACUUCCCAAAUACGCUCAACCGUUUCACACACUACAUCUAGACCACCUAGGCCCUUUUGUGAAAACUAAAACUAAAAAUGAGUAUUUACUGGUAGUCGUUGAUGCAUUUACAAAAUUUGUUUUUAUCUCUGCUGUGAAAUCGACAAAAUCAUCUUGUGCAAUAAAAGAGUUAGAAAACAUUUCAAAAUCGUUCGGUAACCCUAAGAGAAUAAUAACGGAUGCUGGGUCAUGUUUCACUUCGAACGAAUUCGUUGAAUAUUGUUUAAGUAAAAACAUUCAUUUGCACACUAUAGCAACAGGGAUGCCACGUUCAAACGGACAAGUGGAACGUUUCAAUAAAACAAUUUUAGAGGCCUUAAAAACAAUCGGCGCGGAUACGUCAGAUGAUAGGUGGGACCAGUAUAUCAAACCUUUACAGCAGGGCUUGAAUACUACAUUCCAUAAGACAAUUAAAGCGGUCCCGAGCGAGGUAUUUUUCGGUUACCGUUUGCGCAUGGAUAGUGAUAGUUUAGCCCCGGAUAAUGACUCUCAACAAUUAUUAGACGUGACAAAGUUGCGCGAGAAAGUUGAUGAAAAUAUUAGAGCUGACGCUGAAGCACAAAAGCAGAGAUUCGAUCGAUCAAGAAUCAAAGCACGAAAGUAUACUGAGGGUGAUUUGGUUUUAAUCAAAAUCCAAAGUCAAAAUAAUGACGGCAAAAGUAGAAAACUGUUACCUACAUUCAAGGGUCCAUUUCAAGUUAAGAAAGUAUUGGGUAACGAUAGAUACGAGGUGACGGAUGUAAAAGGUAGUGAGAGGACCGCUAAAAAGUAUACUGGCAUUACGUCGGCAGAGAAUAUAAAACCAUGGAUAAAAAUUGAUGAAUGGGACCUAGCUUAAUCAAAUGAAAAGUAUGUAUUGUGGCCAUUUAUUGUCUAAUAAUUUUUAUAUAUAUUUUUAUUUUGUUUUAUUAAGUUUUGUUUUGCUGCUAAGAU